AUGGAGGGUAUGCGUGCGUACUGGAUUCAGUGCGUGGGGUGGCGAGGCCCCAGUGUGCCAGUGAUGUUGGUGACGGCUGUUGUGGAGGCAAUAAGACUGAAGUUCCCGCGUCUUUUCCUGCACAUGCGUCACUUGGGGGUUGAUGUGCCGGCGUGGGCAGCACGGGGUUUGCAGGAUGCAUUUGCGCGUCUUCUGCCCUUUGAUUUUGUCCUCCGCAUUAUGAGUGCAUUUCUCUUUGAAGGCAGUCUAGCCCUGUGCAAAUUCUCGCUCGCCCUCGUUCAGCUUCUAGAGCCUGAGCUGAUGGCCUGCGACACAACGGAGGCAGCCGAAAGAGUCCUCUACCGCUGCAGCACAGACCCGCGGCUAAGCAUCAACGAAUUGUCUUCCACGGCCCAGAAUCUGAAGCCGCACAUUUGGCGAGUUGUUGGGGACGGCACCACAGGGCUGCAGAGCCCUUACCUUAUGUCUACGAAAAUUUUCUACGGUUUACAGCUUAUGUUUGUUGCAGCACGAAUUCUUUACAAUUCGUCCCGAAGGCAUCUCAAGGAUCAUAACUUCCUUGGACACCUGGGAAACACUUUGGCGCUGGUUGCCUGA
Messenger RNA from Eimeria maxima, 597 nucleotides. Its product is annotated as Chromosome II, complete genome, related. The transcript is spliced from 6 exons. The coding region runs from base 1 to 597 and encodes 198 amino acids. Lineage: Eukaryota; Apicomplexa; Conoidasida; Eucoccidiorida; Eimeriidae. The record is from RefSeq and is a predicted model, not a curated record.